CGGCGAAACGCAUGACACUGGAACCUCCGUCCGGUCCACUCAAAUAUAAAAAUCUUCGACGCCAUAUGUUUUUCGCGUCCUUAUGAUACCUCAUAUAAAGCGAUGGUCCACAAGGUUUUUCCCUGUUCAUCCGACAUUGGUCCGCCUACACUUCUUGUGUCCUGAAUAAUUCUCGUGGUAUAAAGAACACCAGACCUGGGUUCAAACCCUGCGGAACCGAUCAUGGCUUACAAGUUGCUCUCCGUUCUUUCAACGAUCGCGCUCGCACAAGCAGCUGUCAUCGUACCGGGAGCUAGCUGGACUGAUACUGAAGGAAAUGUCAUCCAGGCUCAUGGCGGAGGCUUUCUGAAGGUGGACUCGACCUAUUAUUGGUUCGGAGAGGACAAAGUUCUCGACAGCACGUUAUUCCAUGCAGUUUCAUGCUAUACAUCGACCGAUCUUGAGACCUGGACCCGUCAAAAUGAUGCUUUGACACCUAUUAGCGGAACCAUGAUUUCGACUUCGGAUGUUGUCGAGCGUCCUAAAGUAAUCUUCAAUAGCAAGAACUCGGAAUAUGUUAUGUGGUUCCACUCUGAUACAUCCAACUACGGUGCAGCAAUGGUCGGAGUUGCUACAGCGAAAACUCCUUGUGGGCCUUACACGUACAAAAGUAGUUGGAAGCCCUUGGGUUCGGACUCAAGAGACGAAGGGCUCUUCCUUGAUGAUGACGGCACGGCUUACCUUCUUUACGCCUCUGACAACAACCAGGAUUUCAAGAUUAGCAUGUUGGAUGCCAACUACUACAACGUCACCGAACAAGUAAGCGUCUUGACAGGCGCUACUCUGGAGGCACCGGGUGUUGUAAAACGUGAUGAUAUUUACUAUCUUAUCGCUUCUCAUACGUCAGGUUGGGAUCCAAAUCCCAACAAAGUAUUCACAGCAUCCUCACUCGCUGGUCCCUGGUCCGCUCAAGUCGAUAUCGCACCCGAAGAUACGAAUACUUAUUACUCCCAGAACGCCUACGACAUGCUGUUGGGUACAAAUGGAAUAUAUAUGGGUGACCGGUGGGACGUCUCGGCGUUAGGUAGUAGCACAUAUAUCUGGUUCCCCCUAUCAUGGACUUCUGGACUACCUGUAAUCGUGGAAGCCGAUGUGUGGAGUGUUGAUCUGGCAGCAGGGACAUACACAAUUGCAACGGGAACAACGUAUGAGGCUGAAAGUGGAACCCUGGGCGGAUCAUCAGAGCUUUUGACCGACUCGUCGUACUCGGGAGGAGAAGCUGUUGGAUAUUUGGGAAAUGGAGGAACUUUGACUCUGAACAACAUACUAGGAAUCGGAGAAGCUCAAUGGAUAUCAUUGUACUACGCCAAUGGAGAUUCUACUUGGAGGAACACCACCCUAUCGGUGAAUGGGGGCGCGAAUGUAGUUAUACAGCAGCCUAGCUCCGGAGGAGGGCAUGUCAUCCAGUCGGUGCCCGUAAAGGUGACUCUUAAGAACGGUGCCAAUAUCCUCACUUUUUCAAGUGGACAGGCAAAUUAUGCUGGAGAUCUUGAUAAGAUCAUUGUAUAUACAACAACGUAAAGAUUUGGGCAAACUUAAUCUAUCUGUGACUAUCGUAUCCGGCUACAUAGGAUACCUUUGCUGCGCCUGC
Molecule: messenger RNA, 1630 nt
Organism: Lentinula edodes (shiitake mushroom)
Lineage: Eukaryota; Fungi; Basidiomycota; Agaricomycetes; Agaricales; Omphalotaceae
Product: Arabinanase/levansucrase/invertase
Exons: 14
Coding region: 223-1560 (445 amino acids)
Biological process (GO): carbohydrate metabolic process
Molecular function (GO): carbohydrate binding; hydrolase activity, hydrolyzing O-glycosyl compounds
Source: RefSeq, a predicted model, not a curated record